Cyclospora cayetanensis is the source of this 726-nucleotide messenger RNA. RefSeq lists its product as uncharacterized. The record is from RefSeq and is a predicted model, not a curated record. NCBI's taxonomy places the organism in Eukaryota, Apicomplexa, Conoidasida, Eucoccidiorida, Eimeriidae. The transcript has 8 exons. The coding region runs from base 1 to 726 and encodes 241 amino acids.
AUGGGGGCCCCUGUAGGAAUAUCUACAAGGGGCAUUUUGGGGGCCGUGAACCGCCGCUUCUUCUCGAGUUCUGCCAUAGGGCGAGAAGCGCGGGCAGUGCCAUGGGAACCCCGUGAACAUCUUCUUCAAGCCAGGAAGGAACCGCGCUACAUGGCUGAGUGUCAAGGGACACCGCGGCUGGAGUACCCAGAGAAUAUGAUCGAUGGUGUGCGGCUCCGCCCUACGUUUAACCCGUAUGUAAAGCUUACCAGGGCCAAGAGAUAUGUCCUAGACAACUGGCCUUCCCGAAACUGGGCUGAUUGGAACCCAUACACCUGCUUCGUGAGAGGAAGCCGGCGGCGAUACCAGAUUCCGAAGGACCUGUUGCCGUAUAAAGAUGAACUUGGAGAGUGGCAUCCACCACGACUCUCAGGGCGGUACAAAGCUGACGUGGAACGCCAGUACCGCCUGAAUGGGCUUGAGUGGGUAUGGCUGAAGGACUUUUACAAGGAGAAGAGGCACAUCCGAGAUAGAGAGCCGCUGGGUCCAAAAAAAUGGUAUAUCAGGGAAUACAGACAGCAACAGGUAAAGGAAGCCAUGAGGAAAAUGGACGACCUAGUAGCGGAUUACCGCAAGGAGGUACGGGAUAAACAGCGCUACAAUUGGUUUGAGCGCGUAGUGCACGAUUUUGCCGGCGAGCAGCUCUCCUCUGAGUACCUCAGAAGUCGGAAGGAACCAAAAAUGUGA